AUGGGUCUCAUCAGCAAGAUCGAAGACAAGCUCUCCGGCAGCAAGUCGUCGGACAACCAGCAAUACGAGUCCAAGGAGUCCAGCUCGUCCGGCAAUGCAUCAACUCAUCAACACCCUGUCUCCGGCAGCACUUCAGGCCCAACCGGCACAGCAGUCCCUAGCAACUCAUCCGGCUCGACCAGCGCCGCAGGCCGCGACGGCUACGGCAUGCAGCCGACCGACACACGGAGAAACGACUACUCAGGCCAAUCUUCCAACCGCGACCCUCGUACGGCCGACUAUCCCACCCACAGCUCCCGCACGGCCGACUACCCAUCCCAAUCCACCUCGCACUCCACCCACCCCGGCGGCUACAGCACCACCACGCGCAGCGAAGCGCCGGCCGGAUACUCAAACGACCCCCGCACCACCACCACAACCAACACCACCUCUUCCUCCUCCCCGCGCCAACCCUACGAUCCGUACUCCAGCAGAGGCCAACGCGCCGCCGCCGCCGCCGCACACGAACACGGCAUGAGCCCCACCACAGGCGGUAGUCGCGCACCCUACGCCGACGCGGAAACGUCGCGCUCGCAACAAGCCGGCAUAGCGUCUGGAUCGCGUGGAUACGGUCCCGAAUACAUCAACUCCGCCCCCCACGCUUCAAGCGGCGGGCAGCAAGACCUCAGCUCCAUAAGCGGUGGGGACAGCAGACAUCACUACGGACGCGACGCAGCGAUGGCGGGUGGAGUGGGUGCGGGAGGCGUGGGGGCCUACGAGUAUGGCAAACACCAGCAACAGCCUGGCUCGUCUUCGACGCAGAAUUAUUCGCGGCCCGGGGAGUAUGCAGGCCGCGCGAGCGCUGAGCAGACGAUGCCGAUGAGUGCUGGUGCCGGUUCGGGAGGCAUAGACCAUGCGAAGAAGAUGGGCGGGGCGUAUGAGGCGGGGUAUCGGGAUGGGAUGGAGCAUAUGCGGCAGGAAAUGGAGAACAGUCGGCGGAUAUAG
Saxophila tyrrhenica is the source of this 984-nucleotide messenger RNA. RefSeq lists its product as uncharacterized. The record is from RefSeq and is a predicted model, not a curated record. The transcript has a single exon. NCBI's taxonomy places the organism in Eukaryota, Fungi, Ascomycota, Dothideomycetes, Mycosphaerellales, Extremaceae. The coding region runs from base 1 to 984 and encodes 327 amino acids.